UCCGUGUUUUCUCGACACAAAAUGGCACGCUAUCCGUGGAACAGGAUCAAUAUUACCAUUCCCGGUGCUUUUUCCAAAGUCUGCGUACAUUUUACUUCGAAAACAGACACCACUGUGAAAAACCUCCUGGCGGAGAACGACAACGUCCUCAAGGUACUUCGAAGUAGGUUUCUUCAGACGGAAGUUCGAGUUCUAUACGAUUUGCUCUACAAUCUCAACAAUAGCGCAAGAGGCAACAAAACCUUUCGAGUCCUAAAGCAGGUUGAACAGUGCGUUAACAGACUGAAGGAGAUGAAGUUGGACUCCGCUCUGCAGAGUUUGAGCGAUUUGUGUCCCAAUAGGAUCCAAAGGCAGCUGAGCAUGAAGGCCGGUGAAGCCGAUCUUCCCAGCCAACCCAGGCUGGAGUGGCAAUGUCUCAAAGUGCUGGGAGCUGCGCAACUGAUGAGCUGCACAAUGAAACGCUGUAGCAGAGCUUUUGUCUUAUCCAAGCAGCACAUGAAAUAUGAGUUCAUCAUCCUGAAUUUGGUGAUAACCAGCAUGCUCAGUCGCCUCUGGGUUAUUUUCAGAGGGAUCCUGGCCAGCUUGUCUGUUCUGUACCAGCAGCUCUUGGAGCUCCGGGCGGAAGUAGCCCUCGCUCGGCCCAUGCCCUUCCUCACAGACUUCAACCUGCCCGCAAAUAUGGCUGACUUCCUAGGUCCUUCUGAUGCAGCUUUACUCGUUGUGAAACCCAAAUCUGAUCUCCACGUCACGGGACACAAGGCAAACAAGGAGAGACGGAAGGCUCGUGUCAAAGCAAAUCACCGGGGACAGCUGAGGAAGGUUCAACAAGACCUGGGUGUUGUUGUGCAAAGAGGGUUGGUGUUGGAUACUAGCGUAAAGUCUAGUCAAAGCAUUUCCAGCACUGAUGCAAAGAAUACAAUCCUCCCAGAGAAACAACACCAUGCUGAGAGGAAGCGGAUGUUUCAGAGACUCAUGAGGCAAGCCGCCACGUUCAAAGACACGGCCUCCAAUCUAGAAGAAAUGAUCUUGUGGUGCAAAUCCCAGAAACUGAAUAAAACUAAACGACUUUUAACCUUCCUGAGAUUAAAGUGCUGGCGGAUGAGAGGAGCAGAGGCUGCAGGUUACAAUGUGCAGAAGAAGUUGCAGGCGUUCAAACAAGAAGUUCGCCAGGCUUUUUUCCGUGUUCAAGGCCCAGUUCUGAAGACCCGCCGCCCAUUCGCUGCGUGCCGGAGACGUGGUUGCCUGAGAACCCGUCUGUGGUCACUCAGGAGGCAGUUUAGAUCAUCCAAAAUGAGAAAUAAUGCGACAAAUGGACUCAAAUCAAAGAAGCGUGUGUCGCUUGCAGUCCAGACAGAUGAUUGGAUAAGCAGAACAAUAGGCAGGACAACUGCCUUGAUGUUUAACCGUAGCAGUACAGAUGACAUAGAUGAUAUUUUUGCCUUAGUGGGUUUGUAACUGUUUUUAAAUUCCCCUAUUCAUCGAUUUUUAUGCCAUUUAGCCUUUGCAGGCUCACAAGUGGGUGAAGUGGGAUAUACCCUGGACUGAUGACCUUUUAAUCACAGGGCUGACACAUUGAAGCGAACAACCUUUCUCACAUGAGUCAUUUUUAAGUCUUCAGUUAGCUGAUUGUUUGUUUGGUGAAGUUGCAGACGAAUCUACACACUACAUCAUGAAAAACACUUUAUAAUUGCUUGUAUACAAAUUGUUGGAAAAGCCAAGUAAAGGUUUUAUCUGACCGUUUCCGAGCAUUAUAAUUCAGCAGCUUGGUGAUGAAGUGCUACCUCCAUGAGUGGAAAUGCAAUCCAUGUUGUCUUUGCUCCACCCCAACUCAUCUUCAGUAUAUAGGGCCGAAAUAACUUGCACACUAACAUGAGACAGGGCCGCCCUCUCAAAUUAGGCAAAUUUUAGCAAGACAAAGAUAACGCACUGCUUCAAAUAGUGAAAAAAAUGCUUAGUGUCUCUUUUUUAAAAGAAUCGUGAAAGCGACUGAUAAUUGUUACAUUUAUAAUAAAGCAACUGAUUCCACAGCAUCUUAACGUGUUUUGUAUUGCUGCACUUCGAGUUUUGUUCCUACAGUAACGACGUAACUCAAAUUUGUAGUUAUUGGGAACAUAUGCUAACAGAAAUUUCAUUGGAAUGGCACCAAACAAAAGUUCCAGCAUCAUCACCUUGCCCAAUUCAGAUUUGUGAUUCAUCUCUGAAUAUCACAUUCAUCCAGUCACCCACAGUCCAUUAAUGCUUUUCUUUACACCACUGUAACCUUGUUUUUUUCCCUUCUGUUUAGGUGUGAAGGAUUGCUUUCGUUUGGCUUUCCUGGAUUUAAAUCCCAUUUCCUUUAGGCGGUUUCUUGCAGUUCGGUCACAGACGUUGACCCCAGUUUCCUCCCAUAUUUACCUCAUUUAUAUUGUUGUGCAUUUUCUAUUUUCAAGACAUAUUGCUUUAAGUUUUCUAUCUUGACGCUUUGAGGUCUUCCUUGGUGUACCAGGAUGCUUUCCUUUUACAACCUUCUCAUUUUUUUUGUAUUUGGUCCAGAUUUUACACACUGUUAUUUGACCUUGCUGAAGAAGUUUUAUAAUUCACACCUUGGUUUCCACUGACAUCUCUCAUGUUGGAGCCAUGAUUCGUGUCAAUCCACUUGGGGCAACAGCUCUCCAAGUUGUGAGCACUCUUGUUUUUUUCUAAACUGCAGACUCAGCAGAUUCAAUCUGAUGAUGUGUUCGUUUUCAAACUGAAAAUUACAAGAUGACUCCCUAUUUCUUUCCACAGAAUUGAGCAAGUCCAUAUUUUUAUCUUUUACUUGCUCUAAAAAAACGUGACUGACUACAACAAUUCUCUUUCUUGCUUAUUUAAAGUAUUUCUUAAAGCCACAAGGGUGGUAUUUUGAAUAAAAAUGGUUUUGUGGGACAGCUUUAGUUUGCCUUUUUUUUCUUCUUCAAAAUUAAACAUUCUUCACAC
Molecule: messenger RNA, 2955 nt
Organism: Phycodurus eques (leafy seadragon)
Lineage: Eukaryota; Metazoa; Chordata; Actinopteri; Syngnathiformes; Syngnathidae
Gene: rmp64
Product: nucleolus and neural progenitor protein
Exons: 9
Coding region: 22-1455 (477 amino acids)
Biological process (GO): positive regulation of Notch signaling pathway
Cellular component (GO): nucleus
Source: RefSeq, a predicted model, not a curated record